Molecule: messenger RNA, 588 nt
Organism: Talaromyces stipitatus ATCC 10500
Lineage: Eukaryota; Fungi; Ascomycota; Eurotiomycetes; Eurotiales; Trichocomaceae
Product: short-chain dehydrogenase, putative
Exons: 5
Coding region: 1-588 (195 amino acids)
Source: RefSeq, a predicted model, not a curated record
AUGACGCAAUGUAUCGAUAUCAUCUACAAGUUCGCUCCAUUAGAGCAUAUACGCGACAAACGCUUCCUCUAUUCCACCAACCUUCUCACUCUGCAGAAAUGCUGGCAUCCAACUAUUGCGAAUAAUUCAUUGACAAAUCGCAGAGGGAAAACGACUGUUGCCGGUCUUGCUAGUCGUGGGGCAAGGGUCUACAUGGGUGCAAGGAGCGCAGAGAAAGCUGAGGAUGCCAUUGCCGAUAUUAAACGAGAACUUGGGAAUCCACGGGUUGAUAUCAAUUUCUUGAAACUCGGCCUUACUGAUUUUCGCAAAGAGACAACUCUACAUGGACUUAUCAAUAACGCCGGUAUCAUGGGCGUCCCAUUCUCGCUGACAAAAGAUGGAUACGAAGUUCAGGUUCAGACGAAUUACCUCUCCCACUGGCUCUUCACCUAUCAUCUACUCCCUCUUUUAGAGACGACAGCCUUACCGGAACCAGGAGCAGCGCGUAUUGUGAACGUCACAUCGGAUGGCCACGAGAGAUUCACUCUGAAGGAAGGAAUCCGGCUCGACGAUCCAAACUUGGAAUCCGAGUCAGCAAUGGCCAGAUAA